Molecule: messenger RNA, 6464 nt
Organism: Brienomyrus brachyistius
Lineage: Eukaryota; Metazoa; Chordata; Actinopteri; Osteoglossiformes; Mormyridae
Gene: nalcn
Product: sodium leak channel, non-selective
Exons: 46
Coding region: 351-5564 (1737 amino acids)
Biological process (GO): monoatomic ion transport; transmembrane transport
Cellular component (GO): membrane
Molecular function (GO): monoatomic cation channel activity
Source: RefSeq, a predicted model, not a curated record
UUCCGGGUAGCAGGAGACGGUGGCUCCUGCAGCAGAUGUUACGGUGAUGUGAUCGCAAAGCGCUUAGCAUGGAGGCGGCCGCUGAAAAGCACGAGAGGUCGUGAAGCAGCAGAAGCAAUGUAAAGAAACGACUAAAAUAUAACGAUUAGUCGCCUUACGAUUGAGGAAGUGUUGAAAUAUCUGGCUCAUUGUCACUCACGCUGGUUCCCACCCCCUUGUAACCUGGGGAUGAACGCACCAAUGAGGAGCCUGACAGGUAUGCCUGAUCGCAUGUUGUGUGCCAUGCUGGAGCAAUUUCAGCCUUACUUUUACCUUUGAUCCAUUCCCUUUAUAGCACAGCCAGCCCCAGUAUGCUGAAGAGGAAGCAAAGCUCGCGGGUGGAGGCUCAGCCUAUGACUGAUUUUGGACCUGAUGAAACCCUGGCUGACAAUGCAGACAUUCUUUGGAUAAACAAACCAUGGGUUCACUCCCUUUUGCGAGCCUGCGCCAUCAUCAGUGUCAUCUCUGUUUGCAUGAACACGCCCAAGACCUUUGAACACUACCCCCCACUCAAGUAUGUCACCUUCGCCCUGGACACUCUGCUUAUGUUCCUCUACACUGCAGAGAUGAUCGCCAAGAUGCAUAUAAGAGGCAUCGUCAAGGGUGAUAACUCGUAUGUCAAGGACCGCUGGUGCAUGUUUGAUGGCUUCAUGGUUUUUUUCCUGUGGGUUUCCAUUGUACUUCAGGUCUUUGAAAUUGCUGAAAUAGUGGACCAGAUGUCUCCAUGGGGAAUGCUUCGAAUACCGAGAGCUCUCAUAAUGAUCCGUGCCUUCCGGAUAUACUUCAGAUUUGAGCUGCCUCGUUCUCGAAUUACUAACAUUCUAAAGCGAUCUGGAGAGCAGAUCUGGAGCGUGUCCAUUUUCCUGCUUUUCUUCCUACUGCUCUACGGAAUUCUGGGAGUUCAGAUGUUUGGCACCUUCAAUCAUCAUUGUGUUACCAACGGCACACAGAAAGACAAUGUAACCUGGAACAGCUUGGCCAUCCCUGACACCCAUUGUUCUCCAGAUGGGGAGGGCUACCAGUGUCCCAUGGGCUUCGAGUGCAAGAACCUGAAGGAUCUGGGCCUCAGCCGACAGGAACUGGGCUACAGCGGCUUCAAUGAGCUUGGCACAAGCAUAUUCACAGUGUAUGAAGCUGCAUCUCAGGAGGGCUGGGUGUUCCUCAUGUACCGAGCCAUCGACAGCUUCCCUCGUUGGAGAUCCUACUUCUACUUCAUCACACUUAUCUUCUUUCUUGCCUGGCUGGUUAAGAAUGUGUUCAUCGCUGUCAUAAUCGAGACGUUUGCAGAGAUCCGGGUCCAGUUUCAGCAAAUGUGGGGGUCUAGAAGCAGCACGACGUCAACAGCCACCACACAGAUGUUCCAUGAAGAUGCUGCCGGCGGAUGGCAGCUUGUGGCCGUAGACGUCAACAAGCCCCAUGGUCAAGCUCCAGCCUGCCUCCAGCAACUCAUGCGGUCCUCUAUAUUCCACAUGUUCAUCUUGAGCAUGGUGGCAGUGGAUGUGAUUGUUGCGGCCAGCAAUCAUUACAAGGGUGAAAAUGAACGACGGCACUAUGACGAAUUUUACCUGGCAGAGGUGGCCUUCACCGUUCUCUUUGACCUGGAGGCUCUCCUGAAGAUCUGGUGUCUUGGGUUUACAGGAUACAUUACCUCCUCUCUUCACAAAUUUGAGUCUCUGCUGGUUGUGGGAACAACACUUCACAUCUACCCUGACCUCUACCACUCCCAGUUCACCUACUUCCAGGUACUACGAGUGGUGCGGCUUAUUAAGAUUUCCCCGGCGCUGGAAGACUUUGUGUACAAGAUCUUUGGGCCAGGAAAGAAGCUGGGAAGCCUUGUCGUUUUCACAGCAAGUCUCCUCAUCGUCAUGUCUGCUAUCAGUCUGCAGAUGUUCUGCUUCGUGGAGGAACUGGAUCGGUUCACUACAUUUCCACGGGCAUUUAUGUCCAUGUUCCAAAUUCUCACACAAGAAGGAUGGGUGGAUGUCAUGGACCAAACUCUGGUUGCUGUUGGACACAUGUGGGCUCCAGUAGUGGCCAUUUACUUUAUAUUGUACCAUCUUUUCGCCACUUUGAUUUUGCUAAGUCUUUUUGUAGCAGUAAUAUUAGACAACCUGGAGCUCGAUGAGGACUUAAAGAAACUCAAGCAGCUGAAGCAGAGUGAGGCUAAUGCAGACACCAAGGAGAAACUCCCACUGCGUUUGCGGAUCUUUGAGAAGUUCCCAAACCGGCCACAGAUGGUCAAGAUCUCCAAACUGCCGUCAGAUUUCACCGUGCCUAGGAUCAGAGAGAGCUUUAUGAAGCAGUUCAUCGACCGACAGCAGCAGGAUGCCAGUUGCCUGUUCCGAAGGCUCCCCUCUGCUUCGUCUUCCUCUUGUGAUCACUCCAAGAAGUCCGCUAUCGAAGACAACAAAUACAUCGAUCAGAAGCUGCGAAGAUCCAUAUUUAGCGUCCGUGCCCGAAAUCUCCUAGAAAAGGAAACAACUGUCAACAAAAUCCUAAGGGCUUGCACCCGGCAGCGGAUGUUGAGCGGCUCCUUCGAGGGGCAGCCUGCCAAAGAACGUUCCAUACUGAGCGUGCAGCACCACAUCCGCCAGGAACGCAGGUCAUUGAGACACGGGUCCACCAGCCAGAGAAUCAGUCGAGGGAAAUCACUAGAGACGCUGACACAGGAUCACUCCAGCACGGUACGGUACCGAAAUGCCCAGAGAGAGGACAGCGAGAUCAAGAUGAUCCAAGAAAAGAAGGAGCAGGCCGAAAUGAAACGUAAAGUGCAAGAGGAGGAACUACGAGAGAAUCACCCUUACUUUGAUAAACCUCUGUUCAUUGUCGGGCGAGAGCAUCGCUUUAGGAAUUUUUGCAGAGUUAUCGUACGGGCCCGUUUCAAUGCAUCCAAGACGGACCCAAUAACAGGAGCUGUGAAAAAUACAAAGUAUCAUCAGCUAUAUGAUCUCCUGGGCCUGGUUACCUACCUGGACUGGGUGAUGAUUGUGGUCACCAUCUGCUCCUGUAUUUCCAUGAUGUUCGAGUCUCCAUUUACCAGAGUUAUGCACGUCCCCACGCUCCAGAUUGGCGAGUAUGUGUUUGUCAUCUUUAUGAGCAUUGAACUCAACCUGAAGAUCAUGGCCGAUGGACUUUUCUUCACCCCAACAGCAGUUAUCAGAGAUUUUGGUGGAGUUAUGGACAUCUUCAUCUAUUUAGUGAGCCUGAUCUUCCUUUGCUGGCUCCCCACGGACGUCCCACCGGAAUCAGGCGCCCAGCUACUCAUGAUGCUGCGCUGCCUGCGCCCUUUACGCAUCUUCAAGCUGGUGCCCCAGAUGAGAAAGGUGGUGCGCGAGGUCCUUAAGGGAUUCAAGGAGAUAUUUCUGGUCUCCAUACUUCUCCUUACACUCAUGCUGGUGUUUGCCAGCUUUGGCGUUCAGCUGUUUGCCGGGAAAUUAGCCAAAUGCAAUGAUCCUCAUAUCAGCAGGCGGGAGGAUUGCCAUGGGAUUUUUCGGAUCAAUGUCAGUGUUUCUAAAAAUUUAAACCUGAAAUUAAGGCCUGGAGAAAAGAAACCAGGAUUUUGGGUGCCACGAGUAUGGGCAAACCCCCGCAACUUCAACUUUGACAACGUGGGCAAUGCAAUGCUGGCGUUAUUUGAAGUGCUGUCACUGAAGGGUUGGGUGGAAGUCCGCGAUGUCAUCAUCCAUCGCGUGGGACCGAUCCAUGGGAUCUACAUCCAUGUGUUUGUGUUCUUGGGCUGUAUGAUUGGACUGACCCUGUUCGUCGGAGUGGUUAUUGCAAAUUUUAAUGAAAAUAAGGGCACUGCCCUGCUGACAGUUGACCAGCGAAGGUGGGAGGACCUGAAGAGCCGCCUGAAGAUCGCCCAACCGCUGCAUCUACCUCCACGUCCAGAGAAUGGCGGGUUCCGUGCUAAGGUGUAUGACAUCACACAGCACCCUUUCUUCAAAAGGGGGAUCGCAUUACUGGUUCUUGCACAGUCUGUGCUGCUGUCAGUUAAGUGGGAUGUGGACGACCCAGUCACUGUUUGGUUGGCCACUAUGUCCGUGGUCUUCACCUUCAUCUUUGUGUUAGAGGUAACGAUGAAAUUGGUUGCUAUGUCACCAGCUGGUUAUUGGCAGAGCAGGAGGAAUCGAUACGACCUGCUGGUAACCUCACUGGGAGUGAUAUGGAUUGUCCUUCAUUUCGCUUUGCAGAAUGCCUACACCUAUAUGAUGGGCACUUGUGUGAUAGUUUUCAGGUUUUUCACUAUUUGCGGGAAGCAUGUGACUCUGAAGAUGCUGCUGCUCACUGUGGUGGUCAGCAUGUACAAGAGUUUCUUCAUCAUCGUCGGCAUGUUCCUGCUGCUGCUUUGUUACGCCUUCGCAGGGGUCGUGCUCUUCGGAACUGUCAAGUAUGGGGAGAACAUUAACAGGCAUGCAAACUUCGCUACUGCAGGCAAAGCAAUCACGGUAUUGUUUCGCAUCGUCACGGGAGAAGACUGGAAUAAAAUCAUGCAUGAUUGUAUGGUACAACCGCCAUUCUGCACCCCAGACAAGGAUCGUUAUUGGAAAACUGACUGUGGGAAUUAUGCUGGUGCUCUCAUCUACUUCUGCUCCUUCUACGUCAUCAUCGCUUACAUCAUGCUCAACCUGCUCGUGGCUAUCAUCGUAGAAAACUUCUCUUUAUUUUACUCAACUGAAGAAGACCAGUUGCUCAGCUAUAAUGACCUGCGUCAUUUCCAAAUCAUCUGGAAUAUGGUUGAUGACAAGAGAGAGGGCGUCAUCCCCACCUCACGAGUCAAGUUCCUGCUGCGGUUGCUGAGAGGGAGGCUGGAGGUGGACCUGGACAAGGACAAGCUGCUCUUCAAGCACAUGUGCUACGAGAUGGAGCGACUGCACAACGGAGGGGACGUUACCUUUCAUGACGUGCAGAGCAUGCUGUCCUACCGCUCAGUGGACAUCAGGAAGAGCUUGCAACUGGAGGAGCUACUCGCUCGAGAGCAACUGGAGUACACCAUCGAAGAGGAGGUGGCCAAGCAAACCAUCCGCAUGUGGCUAAAGAAGUGCCUGAAGCGAAUCCGUGCGAAACAGCAGCAGUCUUGUAGCAUCAUCCACAGCUUAAGGGAGAGUCAGCAACAGGAGCUCAGCCGCUUCCUCAACCCUCCCAGUAUCGAGACCACGCUGCCCAGUGAAGAUGCCAGCGCCACCAACCAGGACAACCCCUCCCAACCAGAAAUGAGUGGCUUGCAGCAGCUUUUGAGUCCCACGCUGUCAGACCGAGGCUGCCAGCGGCAGGACUCUUCAGACACGGGCAAACCACAAAGGAAGCUGGGUCAGUGGCGACUGCCGGCAGCACCUAAACCUAUUAGUCAUUCUGUUUCUUCUGUCAACUUGCGCUUUGGAGGUCGGACUAGCGUGAAGUCGGUGGUGUGCAAGAUGAAUCCAGUCAGCGAUGAGAUAUCUUCCGGUUCGGAGAUCAAGAAGUGGUGGACACGACAGCUGACUGUGGAAAGUGACGAGAGUGGCGAUGAUCUAAUUGACAUUUGAAGGAACAGAGCCACGUUCAGUACCACUUGUGCAAGAAACCACAUUCAGGAAGAUGAUUUUGAAUACUUUCCUCAUUACCAAGGCACAAGUAUUUUUCAAGUAGUCGACUGAAUAUUAAGCUAAUUAAGUAUACCCUUUAAAUACUUGUAGUUUUUGAUUUUAAGUACUUUGCAAUGUGGCACACAUUCAGGGGAGAUGGUGACUGUAUAUUCUGCUAAUUAAGUGUGGGAUUUGUGCAAUCACACAGUUUGAUUCAGGAUAAUUGAAAAUUUACUUUUGCUGUGUGACCUACAUGUUUUUACCUUUUUGUAUUCUGCGAAAAGACAAAUUAUAAAAGCCAAGUUAAAUACCUCUAUAGAUAAAAUAAAUAGUAAAAUAUCCCUAUCAGUGUAUCUGUGAUUGUUAGUUGUGCCAUUGUGUUUUCCUUGUCACACUCUGAGUGUUGCACAUAUUACUGACAUAGCCUUAGCUUUCUUAUUUUGCUGCAGUGGAACAUUAUUCAGAAUACAGAUUUUUUUUUAUUUUUUUUUAACGGCUGAAGGGAAAAAUAAUAGAUUGCAAUAUGUAAAAUUUGAGCUAUAUGUGACAUAAAAUAUAUAUUUUUAACAUAUUUCUACUAUUUAAUUUCACAAUAGUAUUACAGUAAGAAAUUCCACCUGUUGAUGCAUCUCAAUGAAGUUCUAAUUAUUUAUUUAAUUGUUUAUUUAUAUAUUUUUUUUUCUGAGCGAAGUAGAGGCAGGGGAGAUUAGUGACAAGCCAUUUCGUAUUUAUUGAAAUUAAUGAGGUUUACGAAUUUAUCAUGCAUAAUUAUUCUGAUUAAGUGUCGCAAGAAACUCAUAUGUUUACAUUGUGUAUUUAGGUCAGUAUAAUAAAUAUAAACUGAAUGUAAAUUAAAAUAAA